GGUCACAACAGACGGACGUUGUGUUAAUUGUGUUUAGAGAUUUGAAACUGUGAUACAGAUUGGAUAAAAUUAUGUUAGAAAUUGAAAAACACUGUAAACACAAACUCUCACAGUCAGGACUUUGAUACAUGAAGAACAUGAAUUCAUCCUUAAUGACCGUCACAUCCAUCUUUUUUCUGUGAUCAUCUUUCCAUACUAUUUAAAAUGAUCAUUUGUUAACAUAAUUUAUUAUAUUUUUAUAUUAGUUUUCCCUCUCACUCACACACACACAAACAUAGUAAAACUCAAAUCAAACAUGGGGAUUUGUGCUUUUGUUUUUUGUUUCUUUUUUAAUAAUGAAGUCUCUGUUGAUCUGAUCUGAGAAAGUGAAGAGUAUGUCAUUGUUCUCUACAGGUUGUGGGAUUGUGGUGUCACAGAUGAAGGUUGUGCUGCUCUGGCUUCAGCUCUGAGAUCAAACCCCUCACACCUGAGACUACUGAAUCUGACUAGGAAUAAACUAGGAGACUCGGGAGUGAAGAUAAUUUCUGCUGUACUGGAGAAUCCUCACUGUAAACUGGAGGAACUGAGGUUGAUGUAUUGUGGUGUCACAGAUGAAGGUUGUGCUGCUCUGGCUUCAGCUCUGAGAUCAAACCCCUCACACCUGAGAGAACUGCAUCUGUCUGGGAAUAAACUAGGAGACUCGGGAGUGAAGCUGUUUUCUGCUGUACUGGAGAAUCCUCACUGUAAACUGGAGUAUCUGAGGUUGAUGUAUUGUGGUGUCACAGAUGAAGGUUGUGCUGCUCUGGUUUCAGCUCUGAAAUCAAACCCCUCACACCUGAGAGAACUGAUUCUGUCUGGGAAUAAACUAGGAGACUCUGGAGUGAAGAUGAUUUCUGCUGUACUGGAGAAUCCUCUCUGUAAACUGGAGGAUCUGUGGCUGUGGGAUUGUGGUGUCACAAAUGAAGGUUGUGCUGCUCUGGCUUCAGCUCUGAGAUCAAACCCCUCACACCUGAGACAACUGGAUCUGUCUGAAAAUUAUCUAGGAGACUCGGGAGUGAAGCUGCUCUCUGAUCUGGAGAAUGACCCACAUUAUAAACUGGAGAUACGGCUGACAUGACAGUCUGAUCUCCUCAUGAUCAUCUGAUGGUGAAUAAGGAUCCACUACAGAGACUCACAGUCAACAGAAUCAACAGACUGAAGAUACAGUGACUUCACUGUUAUAAAUUAAGAUUCAUUUAGAUUUCAACGAUCCUCUGACAGACCUGAUGAGGUGGCAGUGAAAGAGCAAAGAAAACGGCUCCACUUCCCGACAGCUUCCUUUACUUUAGACCUGCAAACGCUUGAGGAAAAUCAGACUAACAAAGAUACUGUAUCCUCUUCCACUUGGUCACCGAUCAGGAGCGACGAGUGAUCAUGGGAGUCACCUGGUCCCAAAUGAUCCGCGUCUGUCGAGCACAGAGAGAGGGAGGAUCCAUCAUCAAAGUCCAUCAAUAAUAAAAUACUGGAAUUCAAUAAACGCUCCAUGUUAGUUUGACAGGUGGAGAUCAGUCACUAGUGUAGUGAUGAGUCUGGACUGGAGCGAUAGAUAUAGAAGAGUGAAUGUAAAUCUGUGAAAGAAACUGUAUGAGCAACAGAUUAAAGAGAGACCAGAGAAAGACAAUUAAGUUGUAAACAUGAGAGAAAACAGACUCCUUUAAGUCUUGAAAUAAUUUGAUCGGUUUAUAUACAUUUUCAUACAUGUCAAACGAUAUAAAAGCAGAUGUUAUGUUUAUGAUGAAACAAAAUGAAGACAAAAUCUUGUGAAACAGACUGAGAUUGAAUUCAUCUUAAAAUUCUCCGAUUUGAACCAUGUGCAGUGAGACAAAUAUAUUGUCAUGAAUGUGGCUCCCACGGUUCAUCCUCCGGACCGCUGGAGGGAGCCAUCGCCUGAAUAUUGACUCACUACAAUUCGGACUCCAACUCCCAUAGGCCCUCAUUCCUGGGACUGAUUACGCUCGCACCUGCACUGCAUCACACACACACUAUUUAAGACACACAUACACUCACACCCAUCGCGAAGUCUUGAUUUGCUGUUGUGAUCAUUUCUGAGCGUUAUUCUGUGGACUGCUAUUCUGUUAUUUAGUGAUGGCGAAAUGACGCUUUGUGAAGCUUUCCCCUCAAGUGUAUCGUAAAAAGGUUCGUUACUCGAAGCUUUUCAACACGGUGCACACUAACGACAUCUUGUGGUCAAAAGGUGGAAAAACUGCCUUUGCGUCCCAGACGACGCAGCUAUUUUUGGAGUUUCAUGUAAUAAAUCAGUUUGCGCUAUGAAAAGCGUAUAAAACAAUGUAAAUUAUUAUUAUUAUACAUAAAAAAGUCUUUCACGUGUCAUUUCACUUACACAAUUUGAAUAAAUGAGUCUGAAUAAAAUUUGGGGGGAGAAAUAGGCAAGCUUUGGCAUAUAUUAUCAAAAUAAAUGAUUGUCAUAGAAUAAAGUAUGAACUGGGAAUAAAUACAAACUGAACUGCAAAAGGAUCCACUCUCCACUGACCCUUCAUUACACAUAUAUAUAUAUAUAUAUAUAUAUGUAACGGGAUAAAUAUCAUAGUUCAAGGGUUCUUUAAAUAAAUCCUGCUGUAAUGUGUUCACGCUUCCUAUUGGUUGCGCUGGUGGCGCUAU
Molecule: messenger RNA, 2637 nt
Organism: Megalobrama amblycephala (Wuchang bream)
Lineage: Eukaryota; Metazoa; Chordata; Actinopteri; Cypriniformes; Xenocyprididae
Product: ribonuclease inhibitor-like
Exons: 5
Coding region: 572-1096 (174 amino acids)
Molecular function (GO): protein binding
Source: RefSeq, a predicted model, not a curated record